Messenger RNA from Colletotrichum lupini, 195 nucleotides. RefSeq lists its product as uncharacterized. The transcript has a single exon. Bases 1 to 195 code for a protein of 64 amino acids. The record is from RefSeq and is a predicted model, not a curated record. Lineage: Eukaryota; Fungi; Ascomycota; Sordariomycetes; Glomerellales; Glomerellaceae.
AUGCGGCGCCGUACGCGCCGAAUUUUUUGGGGCGACUCCACUUUAAUUCCGGAGGUCCGGUGUUCGAAUCCGGGUCCGGGCGGCCCCUUUUUUCCGUAUUUUCUCGGUAUAUUAUUGGUAUAUUCGGGUCCACCCUUAGAUUCUAGAUUUGAUCAAAUAUAUCAAAUAUACGGGCUAGAAUAUUUGAUUGUUUGA